Messenger RNA from Myxocyprinus asiaticus (Chinese sucker), 3398 nucleotides. Its product is annotated as stromelysin-3-like. Gene Ontology annotation, biological process: proteolysis; extracellular matrix organization; collagen catabolic process. The transcript has 8 exons. Gene Ontology annotation, cellular component: extracellular matrix. The record is from RefSeq and is a predicted model, not a curated record. Lineage: Eukaryota; Metazoa; Chordata; Actinopteri; Cypriniformes; Catostomidae. Bases 169 to 1680 code for a protein of 503 amino acids. Gene Ontology annotation, molecular function: metalloendopeptidase activity; zinc ion binding.
AGAAAAGAGAACAAAGAAAUCAGAGAGUAUAAAAUCACUCGGCUAGUAAGCACUAAGUUGCAGUAAAGCUCGACAGACAAGCGCGUGCGUUCUCUCCGCCCUAGAGCUCGUGUAGUUGAAAGUGCUCCGCGCGCAGGUGGUGCUUGCAGCUCUGGUGCAGACCUCAGGAUGAUGCGAUGCGCUCAGCUCCUCGCAGCACUGUUAUACUGCUUAGUGUGCAUACAUUCUCUACCGGUGCCAGAAGGAAAAAACAGCCACAGGUACAAAGCUGCUGUGGACUGGUCUCAAAAGACCCAUCACCAUGGCCUGAAGAAAAGGGGGAGACUUCAUCAUGUUCAGGAUACUCUGAGUGAAGACUUUGGCAGUAAGAGAGUGCAGUCACACUUGUCUGUUCCCAAGAAUGGCACUGAGCUCUGGAACAGACCUCGCUGUGGAGUCCCAGACUACCCACUACAGAAGGGGGGGAGCGCCUUUCAUUACUCUUCCCACAAAGAAGGCUUGCUUGGGGGCCAUCAUCGACAAAAACGCUUUGUUUUGUUUGGAGGACGCUGGGACAAAACAGACCUCACCUACAAGAUCAUGCGCACCCCUUGGCAGAUGAGUUUAGAGAAAGUCAGACAUGUGCUGCGAGAGGCGCUGCAGGUCUGGAGUGACGUCACCCCUCUCACCUUUACUGAGGUCACCAGCAGCCGGGCGGAUAUCAUGAUCGAUUUCAACAGGUACUGGCAUGGAGACAAUCUUCCUUUCGAUGGCCCAGGAGGAAUUCUUGCCCAUGCCUUUUUCCCCCGAACGUAUAGGGAGGGAGAUAUUCACUUUGACUAUGAUGAGUCUUGGACGGUGGGCAACAGUAUGGGUACAGACCUCCUUCAAGUGGCUGCUCAUGAGUUUGGUCAUGUUUUAGGAUUGCAGCACUCCAUGGAACCAGGCGCAGUGAUGUCUCCUUUCUACACCUUCUCCUACCCGCUCCAACUGAGUGAGGAUGACAAGCGGGGCAUACAGUCCCUGUAUGGGUCAAAACACUCAGAUGAGAAAAUAGAGAAGGAGAGGCCACCUAAAGUCACAGAAACCAAUGAGGUUGAAAGCACAAUGCCUGAUGUUUGCCAAACAGACUUCGAUGCAGUAUCUAUGAUCCGAGGCGAGCUGUUUUUCUUCAAGUCGGGUUAUGUAUGGCGGAUCCGUAAUGGUAAACUCCAGGCUGGAUAUCCUGCUCUGGCAUCCAGGCACUGGAGAGGAAUCCCAGACAACAUUGAUGCUGCUUUUGAAGACAAGUCUGGAAAUAUCUGGCUCUUCCAAGGCCAGAGUUACUGGGUGUUUGACGCAGAGCGGCAGAUCACUGGCCCAGACUCAGUACAGCGGCUGGGUCUAACAGUGACUGACAUUCAGGCAGCCCUUAUGUGGGGAGAAGACAAGGCCCAGAAGAUCUACUUCUUCAAGUCAGGAAGCUACUGGCGUUUCAACCCGUUGGAAAACCGCGUAGACACAACCAACGCUCGCAGCAUGAGGGACUGGAGAGGCAUACCGAAUGACAUAGACGCUGCUUUCCAGGACUGUUAUGGAUUUGCCCACUUCUUAAAAGGAAAUCAGUACUGGAAGUUCGACCCAGUGGAAGUGCGGGUGCUAGAGGGAUAUCCGCGCUACAUCGGCAUGGAUUUCUUCGGUUGCUCUGCCUCCCUGUAUUGAUAAAUUUUGGGCUAGAUAUAAUUAAUCCUAAAUUCAUCACUGGGGUCUUUUUGACCACCUAGUAUCCUCCACACAGUUACACAUGAUCAAGGUGGUACUAAUUAGUGAGCUGCAAGAUUUUUCAGGUAGCGUGUCAGAUAUUGCAAUAUUUCCAGAUUUGACCACUGGAUCACUUUUCUGUCCUUUCAAGCAGGUACUGUGUAACUGCUCCAUCUAUAACUCAAGGUGCAAUUGCAUGUUUACUGUCCCCUAUAUUUUUGAAAGAAAACUGAAAUUAAUUGUUGCUGGAUGUUCUCUUCUGCAACAUAAUAAAUACACAAGGACUCCCCUCUCUCUCAGGAAAAGCAGGAAACUCUUGACCUUAAAAUACUUCUUUUUUUUUUUUUUUUUUCAUAUUGUGUACUUGAUUAUUUAUAAUGUGUAUAUUUUGUUGCCAGUAUUGAUAGAGUUUAGGAAAACAUAACAGCCAUUCUUCUUGAGAAGUACUGUAGCAUUUUGCCAUAAUAUAAAUAACAGUGAUUUUAGAUAAUUAAUGCCCAUGUUCCAAAUAUCAUUUUUAAAACAUUUUUAUUUGUGUCAGCAGUUUUAUCAUGGAAGCACGUUUGGUACAAAUAUAGGUGCUAAAACAUUUUUAGAAGAUAAAUAUAUACCUCGAACAUUACAGUUUUGCUCCCAAACAUUUAUAAUUAGCUGUUAGAGUCUUUCAAAUGACUACUGGCAACCAACAGUAAAGCGACUUGGGAACGCCCCUUUUGGUCUAACUUAAAUCUCAGCUCUAAUAUCUCAUGUUCACACAAUGCAAGUGAACGGUGACCAAAGCUUUGAAGCUCCAAAAAGCACAUAAAGACAGCAUAAAAUUAAUCCAUAAGACUCCAGUGGUUUAAUCAUUGCCUGCUUAAGCGAUCCAGUCAACUUUCGUUAAGAACAGACCAAAAUAUAACUCCUUUUUACAUUAUAUUUUUUACACUUGACAGCAGUCUCCUUGGCAAUCAUGAUUUCAAGCCCGAUUACACUUCCUAGCGUCAUCUAGCGCUCGGCGCAUGUGUCAAGUGAUAGGAAGUGUAAUCGAGCUUGAAAUCAUGAUCGUGCCUAGAGACCGCAAUUGCAAGAUGUACAGUGAAAAAGGAGUUAUAUUCUGGUCAGUUCUCAUCCAAAAUUGAUUGGAUCUUAUGGAGUCUUAUGGAUUACUUUUAUGCUGCCUUUAUGUGCUUUUUGGAGCUACAUAGUUCUAGUUACCAUUCACUUGCAUUGUAUGGACCUACAGAGCUGAGAUAUUCAUCUAAAAAUCUUUGUUGAUGUUCUGCAGAAGAAAGAAAGUCAAACUCAUCUAGGAUGGCAUGAGUAAAUGAUGAGGGAAUUUUCAUCUUGGGGUGAACUAUUUCUCCGAGUCUGGAAAAAAGACAUAAUGAUAAUGUAAAUGUUCCAGUGCAGGCCACUGAUGCUGUUGAUCCAGUCUCUUUUCAGAUUAUGUGUUAAAUAAUUACAAUACAACUUUCUGUAUAAUGGAGGUAAUGAGGUGUAAAAUCGUCAUAGUCUUCACAAAGCACUGGCAAUUAUUGCUUUUGAUCCAAGAAAAUUGUACACCUCUCAUCCACAUUCAUUAUAAUGUAUGUCAUGUAACCAAUUCUUUCUCAUGUUAUUGCUUUUAAUUAUGCAUUUACUGUGUAAAUACUUUAUAAAAAGAAUUGUAUUAUAUUUUCAGCUCCAAUAAAAUCGUC